AUGGGAGUCCUCAUGGAGCGAAUGGCGGAGGCAUCGGCAAAUGAACCUAGAGCUGGAAUGGUUUUCUCGAUUGUUUUAUCUAUGAUAUCAAUGGCAGUUUUGGCAAUUUGUAUGACUCGUCGCGUUCAAAAUGUACAGGAUUGGUCUCGAUACCCUCUCGUUUGUUGGUUGGUUCUUUGGAUAUAUUUCGACUCUCUAGUAUUUGUUCUUGGUUCCGCAGUUGUUUCGGCAGGGUUUGGUGUCAAUUAUUCGCAGUAUAUGUGCUCCAAUGCUAUUAUAUUAUGCUUGUCUUGUUAUAUGACGACAAAAGUGAGUAUUGAACUCAGGGAGUUAGACCUGAUUUCUGGUAGUAUGUUUUCUUCACUGCAAACGACCGCAACAUUCACUAAAACCAAAAGCUCAUCUACUAUUUUCUCGUUGAGAGAGUUAUCGUCAAAAUCGCGCAUCAAAGAUCCUCUUUACCUCUUCAACUCGAUUGGAAUGCUAAUUCCUUACUGCAUAGUCAUAGCAUUAAAUUUUGUCUUCCGAUUCGCCAAUUACGAGAAUGGUGAAUGUCGGAUUGGGAUGAAGCAAGUCGCGAUGAUACCUCUUAUUGCUUUCGAUAUAUUGGUCAAUGUCUACCUAACGUCUUUAUUUCUCGUUCCACUACAAGGCUUGUACUCCUACAAAAAUAACCCAAACUCACAAACACGUACCGUCGCACUUCGUACUUUUAUUGGAAGUUGUUGUGCGCUUACUUCUAGUGCCGUUAAUUUGACAUUAUUGUUGGUGCUGAAAGGCGAACCAGGCUGGAUAUGUCUCAUGUGUUGUAAUCUCGACAUACUAUUCAGCGUUCUGGUCCUGCACUGGAUAACUUCCAAAGACAAUGCUUCCACCUUUCUCCCACGCCGUUCUCACUCACAUACACAUUCACACACCUGUUCCUCCUACCCGACUAUCCGCACCAGCGCCCUCUCUUCUCCUAUUUCUCCCCGUCCACUUAUUUCCAGUCCUCGUUCUAUCCCAGAGAAUAUGGGAUUUCCGAAUCGAGAUCAUUUGUUUAUGAGUACGAAUGGUAUGAAUGGUGGGAAUCCAGAUGAUUAUAGGUAUGCGAGGGAUGCUAUUGAUUUACCGACUGUUACGACGACUGUGACUGCGGGAGUGGGAGUGGGAGUCGUAGAGACAAUAGAUGGAGAAGAGGAAGGGAAGAACAGAGGGCUUGGAAAUGGCAAUGCAGAGAUGGGAAUCAGAAAACCGAAAAUGGCGAUUGUCGUUGAGAGGGAUCAUGUGAGGGAGGUGGUGGAGACGGGGAUCAGAAUUGUGAAUGAUCGUGAUCAUGACAGAUUGAUUUUGACGCUACCGAGGAGUAUUAGUGGAGGUGGGGGGAGCAUUGGGAUUGAAAUUAGAGAAAGGGAGAAAGAGAAGGGGGCUGGAAAGAUAGGGGAGGAGGAUGACAUGGAUAUUUCUUUUUGA
Botrytis porri is the source of this 1452-nucleotide messenger RNA. RefSeq lists its product as uncharacterized. Lineage: Eukaryota; Fungi; Ascomycota; Leotiomycetes; Helotiales; Sclerotiniaceae. The record is from RefSeq and is a predicted model, not a curated record. The coding region runs from base 1 to 1452 and encodes 483 amino acids. The transcript has 12 exons.